Molecule: messenger RNA, 3618 nt
Organism: Helicoverpa armigera (cotton bollworm)
Lineage: Eukaryota; Metazoa; Arthropoda; Insecta; Lepidoptera; Noctuidae
Product: zinc transporter ZIP13 homolog
Exons: 8
Coding region: 463-1641 (392 amino acids)
Biological process (GO): intracellular zinc ion homeostasis; zinc ion transmembrane transport
Cellular component (GO): membrane
Molecular function (GO): zinc ion transmembrane transporter activity
Source: RefSeq, a predicted model, not a curated record
AUUCCCGAACGUUCCGUUCAUCCGGUUAAUCAUUCAUCAGUUCAUAUUUUGCUCGUGCUCGUGCAUUGUUUGCAAUGUUCGUUGGCGGGGUGUCAAUGAUAUUCGUAAAAUAUCUCAAGUGCGCAUAAUACAAAAUAUUAUUUAUGAAACGUUGGCGACCCACUACAGUCUUUGUUUAAAAAAUAUCUAAGAAAGAUAAGGACUAUAUCAGUCGGACGUUCUCAGUCUCAGUGAAGAUUAGUUCGUCUGCUCUCGGGCAUCUUGCUUUAUCUCAAUAACUCGGAAAUGCGAACAUCUCCAGUGUACUGAUUAUAUAUUCAGUUCAUCGCGCGAAACAGUAUCCGCCGGUUGUUUUGACUAUGUAUCGGUAGCACUGGCUGGUUAGAAAAAAAAUAGUAGUCUGUGAACUUUUGAAAAAGGAACACUUAUUUGUUGGUAUUUUUAUUGCGGGAAUUAGUCGUAAUGGCGGGCUAUUUACCGGAGUAUAUGUUCACUUUUGUGGAUCAGCUUGAUGAGCACCCGUGGCUCUUCGCAGGGCUGGCAUCAGUCCUUGUGGGGCUCAGUGGCAUCUUCCCACUGCUCAUCAUUCCUCUAGACGCGACAGACACCUUCACUGAUGGCCCUGGAGCGUCUAUGCUGAGGAUACUGCUGAGCUUCGCAGUGGGCGGUCUACUGGGCGACGUGUUCCUACAUCUGCUGCCUGAAGCCUGGCAGAACGAUCUCAAUAAUACUAAACCGGGCGAGCACGUAUCCCUAAAAAGCGGACUAUGGUGCCUCUGCGGUAUGCUAGUCUUCAUAGUCGUGGAGAAACUCUUCGCUGCCACAGAACAGGACGAGAACGAGGAAGAAUCACCCGAGGAACAAGACACCGUCAAGCAAAACGGGACCAAAAUCAAACAGAUUGAGAUCGAAGAGAUUGAGAAGCUUCUUAACUUGGAAAGAAGACAGAGAGGAAAGAGUAUAGGAGAAGGGAUUUGUGAUAGCAACGGCGUGGUGACGGCGAAGGAGCUGUAUGAUACCUGUGUCUUCAAUAAUAAUACUAAAGGUGUAUGCUGCAACUCGGUAGCAACUCAGAACGGCAACACUCGGUGCAACAGUAAGGGCAACAGAUGGAUGGGACGCUGCCUGCUGCGCGAGGCGCGGGAGCAGGCCCUCAAAGCCACCAAGGAGAAGUCCAACAAGAAAGACGUGGCAGGUUACCUGAACCUGAUGGCUAACUCCAUCGACAACUUUACUCACGGGCUGGCUGUGGGAGGCUCCUUCCUCGUAGGCUUCCGAGUCGGACUGCUUACUACAUUCGCUAUACUCGUUCACGAGAUCCCUCAUGAAGUUGGUGAUUUCGCUAUCCUACUGAAAAGCGGGUUUUCUCGGUGGGAAGCAGCGAAGGCGCAACUGGCGACAGCGGCAGCAGGUCUGAUCGGCGCCAUGACGGCAGUUAUAUUCAGCGGCGCCAGGAACUCGAUUGAGGCAAAAACAUCCUGGAUAGUUCCCUUCACAGCGGGCGGUUUCCUCCACAUUGCUCUGGUCACUGUCUUACCCGACCUCCUCCGAGAGCCUGACAAGAUACAAUCCCUCAAGCAUCUCGGAGCCCUGGUCUCUGGGAUACUCAUCAUGGCUGUCAUGACCUAUUACUUCGGAUAAGAUGAACUGGAUCCCAAGAUAUGAUGAAGAGCAACCCAAGUUAUGAAAGAAGAAACAGGAAUUUGUGUUGUGUGUUUGUGUUGGUGAUAAGAUUUUUUGUGAGGUGUUGAUGUGUGGGAAUAUUUAUUUCAAAGUUGCCCUGAAGUGUGAUGGUGAUAAUGGGCAAGCUUUUUCGCAAAAAAUUCAAGGACGCGAUGGCAUCAAUCGCAAAAUCAGUAACAAAAACCGUUUAUUGCAUAAACGGUAUUAGGCUGAAAAAAUAAACACUUUUCGAGCGCAGAUAAGAUUCGAAAAGCGUAAUACCAAUUUAUAAGUACGUACAGUGAAAGCUUUCCACUAUAUACAUAUAACUUGCAUUGUUCAAAAGAGACCAUCAGUUUCAGAGAUGUAAAAAAAUAUAAUAUUAAACAACUAAACGCUAAAGCUCGAUAUCGCUAAAUAUCUGAGCUCAUAAAAGUUGUUGUAAAUGUAAAUACUGUCAUCAGUGGCUAUAAACUUAGGUAUCAUAUAUUUUUAUAUUCUUAAGAUAAAUCGUCCCAUAGGACACUAAAUGAGUAUUAAUAUUUUUGAAUUUAACUUAGACUGUGAGUAAGUGGAAGUUAAGUUACAACUGUAGUAUGUUAAGUAAAUAAUACUCCGAUAGCGUACUAAGUGAUACGUAAAUAUUUUGAAAUUAUAUAUUUUCUGUACUAGGAACACUCCCAGUGUUGCUCGCUGCAGGCAAAAACACAGGUUUUUUAAACUAAACGUCUAAAAUAUCAUAAAAACUAAUUGUAUUUAUUCAUUUUACUUUAUUCCCUAAACUAUGUAUGAAAUUAUACUUUCUAUUCGAAUAUAAAGGUUGCUAAACAUAAAGAUAAUAGCUAUCUAUCGAAUUGUACUCCACUAAAUAAAUGUACAAACGUAUUUAGAUAUUAAUCACUUAUUAAAACCAAAUCACAUUAUGUUAUGUAGUUUUAAGCUAUCAUUUUUGAUUAAAUGUUUAAUUUUGAGUUUUAUACGAUCUCAGAAAAUACAAGAAUACUUUUAAAAGUUUACAUACAAAAAAGUUAUAAAAUUGUCAUUGAGGUCUCUAACACUUGAAAAUUACAUUAAUCAAUAAAAAAAAACAUGUAAAUUAUUGUAAAUAUUAAGGAGUUAAGGACUUAGUUGCCUAGUGGUUUAAGUACCAGCCUCUCAAGUAUGAGAGUGCGGGUUCGAUUGCAGGUCAAAUAAGUAUACCAAGAAAAUAUAGGGCGCAAUGUAAUAUUCGACAGUUACAUUGUUUUUUUGUCUUUAGGAUGUAAUAGACUUAAUUGCGAUGAAAAUUAAUGACUACGGUCGUUGCAAUUCGGCUGAAACUUCUAGUAAACAAAAAGGUAUAUUAUUAGUAAUAUUUAAGUCAUAUUUCUUUACAGUAAUACAUAUGUCGCAAUUAAGUCCCAAUUUUGUAUAAAUAUUUGUACAAGUUACGAAAGUUUAAAACCGAUUAAAUUGCAGUUAAUAACUCUUUUGGAACAAACAGUCCGUGUAAACAAUAAAUAACUUAGUCCCUUAGCAAAUAGUACAAACUCCACUUGUAAUAUUGUGAUAGUUUUCUAGUUUUUCAUAUAUUUUUUGUUAUUUCCACAUUUAGAGGUGCAGACGUUUUUGUUAUUAUAUUUCAAUUUAUUUUUCGCCCGUUUCUAUACACGUAAUCAUGCAUUUUAGUUGUUAAUAAAAAUAUUGCUAGCGAGUGCAUUUAGACAAGUAGCUAUAUUAAAAUCUAAAAUACUUACGUCAAUUCUAAUUUUGUAUCAAUUUUUUGUACGUUCUCUAAUGAUACGUAAGAUUUUCAAUUUGUUCGCUAAUUGCACUUGAUAUAUAAACAAUUAUGUAUCUACAAUGAGUAGCCAUUAAAAUAUAUUGUGAUAAAUAAUGCCAUUUACGAGUAUUUUAGUCGUGAGAACGACGUUACUAUUAAGAAAGUGUUAAAAGUCAAUAAAAUUAUCAGAAGCA